AUGUCUAGUUUGGCACCUGAGGAAUUAAUUAGUAUCGUCACUCUCAUCCAAAAGACUGCCAAGCAGGCGUGGACGCCACAAAAUGCAGCUGCGAAAAUAACAGUUGAAAAUCAAGGAAUCCGACAAUCCACAGACGGUUUCGAUAUCGAGGUGUUCGACAAGCAUAGCGGAUCAGGUGGUGGAGUGCGCUUCAAUCCCAAACUUUCAAGGGAGGAGAGCGCCGGAUUCACCCCCAGCGACGGAGAUUUACGGACAGAACCUAUCGACGCAUUAUUCAUAACGACCAAAGCGCAUAGUACUGCGCCUGCACUGUCACAUCUGGCUCCACGCCUCACCUCUCGUAGUACCGUCGUGCUCUUACAAAAUGGCAUGGGAUUAUAUGAAGACCUCGUCCAGCGGAUAUUCCGCAACCCGGAAAGCAGACCACACUUUAUCUUGGCAUCAAAUACCCACGGAGCAUGGCUCAAGUCAGCCUUCCAUGUAGUUCAUGCGGGAAUUGGGGACAUCACAUUUGGGAUUGUUCCAGAUAGCCGCAAGCGCGAUUUCGAAACAUCCAUGGCGGAUGAAAGCAAGCCGCUGUAUGAGAGAUCACUCGUUUUGGAUGACAUCACACAUCCAGAUGACCCUUCAUUCGACCAGUACCGCAGCCUACGCCAUACGGUAGCCGUAUUACGAUCUCUCGAUGCUCUUGGAUGCAAAUGGAGUCCUAUUACAGAGGUCCAACUCGCGAUGCGCAAGAAACUCGUGGUGAAUGCCAUCGUGAAUCCGCUCACCGCCGUCCUAGGCUGCCGGAAUGGCGGUUUAUUCAAGGACGAGUCGUCACAGAAUAUGAUGCGCAGCGUCUGCGAAGAAGCUGCUGCUGCUUUCUGUGCACAGAUUGAAGCGGACACGCAAUCAUGGCUCGAUUCUCUAGCUCCCAGCUGGGGACGUGUUCCAAAAGAACUGGGAGCAGAUGCUCUUGAACGCGAAGUCUUGCGCGUAACACACGUAACACGAGGCAACAUGUCAUCUAUGCUCUCCGACAUAAGGAAGAACAACCCAACCGAAAUCGACUUCCUAAACGGCUACCUAGUUAGGCUAGGGGAACAAUAUAAUAUUCCUAUGCCAGUCAAUAGGGCCCUUGUUCAAUUAGUCAAGAUGCGGUGCUCCAUACCCAUCGAUCAGACGUUUUAG
Messenger RNA from Suillus subalutaceus, 1173 nucleotides. Its product is annotated as ketopantoate reductase PanE/ApbA C terminal-domain-containing protein. Bases 1 to 1173 code for a protein of 390 amino acids. The transcript has 3 exons. Lineage: Eukaryota; Fungi; Basidiomycota; Agaricomycetes; Boletales; Suillaceae. Gene Ontology annotation, cellular component: mitochondrion; cytoplasm. The record is from RefSeq and is a predicted model, not a curated record. Gene Ontology annotation, biological process: pantothenate biosynthetic process. Gene Ontology annotation, molecular function: NADP binding; 2-dehydropantoate 2-reductase activity.